This is a messenger RNA of Mugil cephalus (flathead mullet), 2364 nucleotides long. Its product is annotated as leucine-rich repeat-containing protein 15. Gene Ontology annotation, molecular function: protein binding. The record is from RefSeq and is a predicted model, not a curated record. The transcript has 7 exons. Lineage: Eukaryota; Metazoa; Chordata; Actinopteri; Mugiliformes; Mugilidae. Bases 476 to 1549 code for a protein of 357 amino acids. Gene Ontology annotation, cellular component: plasma membrane.
AGUCUACCGACAGACUCACACACUCUGCAGACCUGGAUCCGUGCCAUAAUCUGUGGAUGCCACAUUUCUCUGGGAUCUGUGACAUUGCACAACUUGCGUCUCCAGGACUGCGUUCCCACACCGCCGCCCUGGCAAGUGUUUCAUAGCUGCUUUUAUUUCAGCCUCGAGAGAGAGAUUCAUGCGCUGCAUAGUUUCAUCCACCUGUCUCAGAAAACGGGGAGAAUUCUGCACUGCUUUCUCAAAUGUCAAAAAGGGAAUUACUUCUUUAAUUUGUGCACCUACAAAAAAAAAAAAAAAAAAAGAUUUUAUAACCCAGGGGAAACAAGGCCACAGACAGUUGGGCUAAUUCUCUCUGACUGGCAGUCGAAGCUUACGCAACAGUACAGCAGAGGAAAAGUAUACUGCUGGAGAGGUGAAAACAGAGUGGACGUCUGGAGGAUCGAGUGUUCUUUAGAAAGUUACCUGUUCACGAAAGAUGCAACACUUAUCAUGGUUGAUUCUGGCAAUGCUAUGGAUGGUGCAGAGUGUGGACGGCUGCCCUGAAGCCUGCAAAUGCUCCAAGAAAUCUGGCCCAGAAAAGACAGAGGUCAAUUGUCAUAAGAGGGGGCUUCAUGCCUUUCCCUCCAAACUGCCCCCUGAUGUAUGGAUCAUUAAGCUAGGUGAGAAUGGCAUCACGGACCUGAAGGCAAAUAUUCUAAAAUCAGUUCCAAAGAUUGAGAGUAUCAACCUAGAACGAAAUGCAAUCAAGUCCAUCCACCCCCAGGCCUUCUCUGGGGCAAAGCUACUGAUGCUUCUCAAUCUUUAUGGAAAUCACAUCUCUAGCCUUCCGCCAAGAGGGUUUCAGGACCUCUUGAACCUCCGCUUUCUCAUGCUGGGGCAGAACCAAAUUGGUAUUCUCAAACCUGAGAUGUUCGCUGGCAUGAGGAACCUGUCAGAUCUGGACCUUCCUCUCAACGCACUGACAACACUCCCUUCUAACGCCUUCAAACCUCUGAUCGCUCUCAAAGUUCUGGACCUUUCCCUGAAUCGCAUCCAAAGGAUCUCUCCAAAGGCUUUUACUGGACUCAGACAACUACUGUUCCUCAACCUAGACAAUAACAGUCUGAAAACGGUUCCUGCUGGAGUAUUCAAGCCUCUGCGCUCUCUGGAAAUGCUGGUUCUAGACAACAACCUUCUGUCCACAUUGAGUCUUUCAGCUUUGGAUGGCCUGGAUAAUUUGCAGGAACUCUACCUGAGGAAUAAUGAGCUGGAGAACCUGCCAUCUGAUGUGUUCAGCAACAUGCCCAAGCUUUCCCAGCUGGCGCUCAGUGGAAACCGCCUGAAGACAGUGGAUGGAAACAUGUUUGCCCAUAUGCCUGAGCUGAAGAAGCUGUACCUCCAUGACAACCCGUGGCAGUGUGACUGCAACAUCAUCUCCUUGGUGAGGUGGAUGGGACAAACCAAAGCCACCCUGUCACCACAAAGUUCCCUGAAGUGCGUGGAUCCAACCGAGCUCCGUAACAAGAGCCUCAGCAGCCUACAAGCGAACAAACUGCUCUGCCGCACCUAGUGCAAGAAAAUUACAAAAUUGGCUUGGACCCAAAGAGAUCAAAUGAUGAACUUUUCAAAAUAAUUGUAUCAAUUGUGGCCUGGUGUUAACAAAACACACUAGUCUCUUGUGUGAUUUCUCAAAGCUGCAAUGCAAUUGACACAUUUCCCAGUAUAAUGGUAAAUUGUAAAACUGUAUUUUGAGACCUGCACAGUGACGUUUUCAGCUUGAAAUCUUGCAUUAUUUCUCACCUUUUAGGAACCUUUAACAUCUUGUAUUUGUUCAGUAGUUUUCUGUUUGAACCACACUAGGGUAUAUGACUACAGAUAUAUACUGCAGUUUACGCAUGAAAAUAACUAAACCUACACUUAUUUGGUUUGUGUGUGACAGAAAGAAGUGUGUGUUAUCAAAGCAUUUUCCACUAGCAAAAAAUGUAUCUCUAAAUUCAACACUGGGAUUAACAUUAUAAUCUCACAGUGCUUGUCAUAAAGAGACUGUGCAGAUUUGGAAAGUGAUGGAUUACAUGUAAUGGGAUUACAUUAAUCCUUUUCUAGGAGAGGAUUUCUUUAAUCUUUUAUACUUAAAAAUAUAUAAAUAAAUGAAAGCACUUGGUUUGAGAAAUGAUAGACUCUGCCAUCAUUCUGCUCAGCCAAAACUAAAGUUGCAGACAGCUGUAGAAAAUGUAUGUUUAUUGAUUUUGGAAUCUCCAGAUAAGAAUAAAGGCAAAUGAGAACGGUGCAGUUGCCUUGAAACUUCACAUUAAGCUAUGCUUCUAUCCUGGUUUCAGUUUCCUCCACGACUUGGUUGUAUUUCCAACCAAGAUUUUCUUCCGUUCA